This is a messenger RNA of Sphaerodactylus townsendi, 1056 nucleotides long. It is a transcript of the gene ZPBP2, whose product is annotated as zona pellucida binding protein 2. Lineage: Eukaryota; Metazoa; Chordata; Lepidosauria; Squamata; Sphaerodactylidae. The transcript has 8 exons. Gene Ontology annotation, biological process: binding of sperm to zona pellucida; acrosome assembly. Gene Ontology annotation, cellular component: extracellular region; acrosomal vesicle; zona pellucida receptor complex. The record is from RefSeq and is a predicted model, not a curated record. The coding region runs from base 1 to 1056 and encodes 351 amino acids.
AUGCAAGGGGGCAGCAGUCGGUUGUCCCUUCCCCUGCGCAUCGGCCCCCACAUUCUCCUUCUCGCUGUGGGAGUCCUGAUGAAGACUCUCACAGGCCUGGCCGAAGCAGAAAAUGGAGCAGACGAGGAACCGUACUCUGUUAAGUUCAUUACAAAGAAUUAUAUUUACGGCAACACAGAACAUAAAGUAAAUGUCUACGUGAAAGUGCACCGAGAUAGUCCCUUUCUAGUCUGCAUGGACUUGACUCUUUCCCAAAGUGAAGUCUUAGACCCCAAUCACCUAUGGAUUGGGCCACAGGGACAGGAUCUAAGAGGACAGAAAUAUGUGAACAUCACAGAAACCGGAAAAUUGAUGCUGCUCAAUUUUAACGAAAACUUGUCCGGAUCUUAUACUUGCACGCUUACUUACAGAGUUGUCCAAGGGGACAUGCAAGUUGAACAAGAAAAAGUCCAGGCAUACAAAUUUAUGGUUUAUGCAUAUCGGGAGCCGGAUUACACAUAUCAUGUGUCUGUUCACUAUACCACCAAGGACUGCAGUUUGAAAGCCAAUGAAGAAUUCUUCAAAGAUCUAGAGAAAGUCCUGAACCAUUUGAUUUCCCACCUGACCUGCCAUGUCAUAGAUUCAUCAUACAAAUGUCACUCCGUCAAGAGACCCAAGCAUGUGCUGAUGGAGGAGCUGUUUGUUACUUUUCAAGUCAACCCCUUUGCCCCCGGCUGGGAAGUUGCCUGCCAGAAGACCACCCAAGACUGUGAAGACGUGACAAACAGCCGCGUGCAAGAGGCCCGAUGGCUGAUUGAAGAGUUUUUCCGCAAGCAGUCGUAUGUCUUGAAACAUGAAUUUCAGAACACCCCUGUGAUUCAUUACGUAGACCACAGUUUCCAAGUCACUCGCCUCGACAGCUGUCACCCAGGAUUUGGGAAAAACGAUGUCACUCACAAUGACUGCACAAACUGCUGUGUGGCCUGUGACCCAGGGACCUACAGCCCCAACGACGAGGUGGUUUGUCUCAAAUGUACCAACAUUCGGAUUACAUUCUAUGGAGCAAAAUCUUGCUAA